Messenger RNA from Sitodiplosis mosellana (orange wheat blossom midge), 8200 nucleotides. It is a transcript of the gene Epac, whose product is annotated as rap guanine nucleotide exchange factor 4. Gene Ontology annotation, cellular component: plasma membrane. Gene Ontology annotation, molecular function: guanyl-nucleotide exchange factor activity. Bases 2815 to 5826 code for a protein of 1003 amino acids. The transcript is spliced from 24 exons. Gene Ontology annotation, biological process: positive regulation of GTPase activity; Ras protein signal transduction. Lineage: Eukaryota; Metazoa; Arthropoda; Insecta; Diptera; Cecidomyiidae. The record is from RefSeq and is a predicted model, not a curated record.
AGUCCAUUUCGAACAUCUGAACUGAGGUGUUCACAAUUUCAAACGCUGCUACGAUCCGUUCGUUCGUCGCCCGUUCACUCUCUUGUGUUUGUGUUUUCAUUGCGUGUUCCCACUAGCUGUGUGAAUGCUCAGCAUAUAUCAUAAAUAUCAAACUAUAUAUACAAAAGCAGCAAAGGCGCGCGCGCGCGUUCACUCGUUCUCUCCAAAAGCAAAACACAAAUCAAACAAAAAUCAACAAGCUAUUUUAUUAGUGUGAAUAUAAUCAAAACGCAUAAAGACGAUAUAUAAAUUAAAAUAAGGAGGGGAAGGAAGAGAAAAAAAUUUACGUUCGGACGAUACAUUUUGCCAGAACAGAAUCAGGAGUAACAAGUAAAAGACGGAACACAGUAGCAAAGCAACAAGCUGCAGUGGUGUCAGCUUUGCUCAUUCAUAUACACGCAACAAAUAUUAUUGUUUUCGUCAAAUAAGGAACACUUAAAUUAGGAAAAAAGCACGAACAGCGGAUCGAGUGAAGAAUAAUAGCAGAAUUUUAACAAUAGCAGCACAUAUUUACGCGAUAUACAGAGUGAGAAAGAGAGAGAGAGAGAGAGUGAAAAAACCAACAACAAAAUUUAAGUAUCGCGAGGAGCUGAAUAAUCGUAAUCCCGUGCACAUUAGGUAAAUGUUCGUGUAUAUGUUAACGGUGUUUUAAGCUGAAAAAUCAACUGCGAGAAUUUGACUUCCAGAGAGAGAGAGAGAGAGAGAGCGAGAUCGAGAGCGAGAGAGAGAGAGAGAAAGAAAGAUACGAACGAGAUGCCGAUAAUCAAGUGAAUUGGUAUGAACGAAAAUAAAAAAAGACGCACUGCAUCAAAUAUCACAACAAAUAAACACAACACACAUACACACACACAGAGAGAGAGAGAGAGCACAAGCAAAAUUACAAUAGCGCACCAUUUGUUACAUGUUGUCAUUCAUCAAAAAUUCCAAGUUCAACCGCACAAUAAAGCACAUAAAUCAAGACUUCAUCCCCAUAGAAUUUGAUAUAGCCGUCGUUGGUGUUGCUGCUGCUGUUCUCUAUCGCAAUCAGCAUAUAUGCGCCAGCCCGUGUGUUCAUCGAUGUGCUGCUACUGCUAUCGUCAUGUGUGUGUGAAAGAGACAGAGAAACGUACGGAAAAACAAUGAAGAAUAAUCGAAUGAAAAUUGCGAUCAAAACCGCCGUUUGAACAGAGCAACAGUUUUUCAACAGACUCAAAAUAUAAACGACGACAACAAGAUGUACAAAAUAUAAAAGACGUCAAGAAAUUUUUUUUUAUACAAGUGGUAACAAAUGUGCGUACAAAACUCGGUUGAAUUUGCAACAGUUGAGUGGAAUUAUUCUCGGACUUCACGAUAACAAUCACCCAUAAAUUGUUUUCGAAAAUUAUACAAGAACUAGCAACAAUAAAAAAAAACGUAUUAAACCACUUGAUCACUUUGGUUGAUUAAACGGACAACGGCCCGCACACACGACACACACACACACACACACACGCGCGCGAACAAGCACGUUGAGACUCUGCAAAAUUGCCUCGAACCAUUGAACCAACAUCAACGGUCAAAGAAGGAGAAAGAAAAAGAGUAAACAAAAAAAGAGCAUAAAUAAAGGAAAAAUAAACAUACAUAAUAAAACUAGACCAAUUUCGCUAUUUCGCCAAACUCGACAAAUAACUACAAAUAAAGCAAUAAUAUUUAAUAUGAUGUGAAUUGUUUGCACUUCAACACCUCGGCAUCGUAUUGCUGCAUUGAGAUUUAUGAUUUUAUAUAUACACAUACAUAUAUACUGCGUGCGCGACGGAAUCGAUUUGUGUACAAUAAAAUUCGUUCGCCGCAAAACCAUUUAGAUAUGGUUAAAGUAAAAUAAUAUUGCCGUUAAUUAAUAUAUUGCGUCGCAUUUUUGCUGGCAAAACGGGAUACAGAACCAAAUAAUAAAAAAAAGAAGAGUUGGCUAUCGAAUCCCCCCAAAUGGAAUGUGUUGCAUUCAAUUCGCUCGAUUUCUCGAUUCCUCGAUGAAUAUUAAAUACUCUCGAUGAGAUCGGGGCCUGUAUUCAAAGAAUUGAUAUUAAUAUUUAAAAAUCAGCCAAACGACCGACCGGCAAAACAAUGAUAGUGUAUUUGCAAAGCGCACCAACGCGAUAUUUAUAGUGACAUAAGAGAAUUUGGCCACAUUGUGUAAAUUAUAUAGAACGCGGUUCGGGAAUAUGAGAUAUUGAAUCAUUAUCAUGAAACCGAACUUUUCAUCGUAAUUUGAGUCAGCACAAAUAUGUUUUGUAUUGUCUAAUGGAAAUUUUACGGUUUCUUUUUCCAUUGUGCUGUUUCGUUCAAUAUUUAAACAAAUGAAAAUAAAUGAUAAAUAGUGAGUGUAUUUAUAAACUGUGAACUGAUGUGAGUGUGGUGAGCACAGAAAGCAAACCAUUUCGAGAUUUCAUUUUUUAAUUUAAAAAAAUAAAGUAUAAAGUAUAUAUAGCGAGCGAAAAUAAAUAAAUAAACAAAAGUAAACACUAAAUUUAGCAAACACACACAGUUUCUUUUCCACAUUUUGCCACAGAGCAAAAGAGCAAAAUAAACGACGUUAUAAACCGCGCGCGCGGUCACAAAGUCAUUGGAAGAGAAGUCAAUCAAACGAACGACACACAGGUUUUUGUCGUUCAGAGUGGUUGAAUGUGUUAACGUGCAUGAAAAACGUUGCUACGCUUGCUUCUACUGUUAUUGCUACUGCUGCUACUGCUGCUGUUGCGUUUCCAAUUCGAGCCUCAACAUUUGAACGAGCACACGAAGGUGACAUCACGACAAUUUAUCAUGGCAAUGGAAUGGAUCACGGCUAUCGAUAAAAGACCGUGUGAUCGAAAUUUACGUGAUGCCGAACUUAUAUCCUGUCGUUUACGACGUGUUGAACCACUAUGCCGUUUGCCCGGCUCAGCGCUGCAGCAACUGGCUAUGUGCGGCUUCUACGAGGAUUUGGAGAAAGGAAUCACCUUAUUUCGAGCUGGUGAACAAGGGCGCUUUUGGUAUGCUGUUCUUGGUGGAUCGUUGGAAGUUCGUUAUCAUGCACCUGAUACAGAAAAUAAGAGCCCCGUUACACUAUGCAAUUUAGGCGUUGGAGCUACAUUUGGUGAAUCAAUCCUGCACGACCUUCCACGUGAUAGCACAGUUGUGACAAAAACCACCUGCGAAUUAUUACGUGUUGAACAACAAGAUUUUCGUUUAAUUUGGGAGAAAAAUAAAGAAUUAAUGAACGACAUUAUCACCAACUGCAAACUGAAAAAUGGUUUUGGCCGUGGCAUUACACCUGCGGCACAGUCACCGGUGCGUCGCGCCAACAGUCCCGACCAUCCGAAUCCAGCGUUGGCAAUCACCGAAAUUCCAAGCCCAGCGAUAACACGAAUCGGUUGGGCGCUACGUGUCCUAUUACUGUCUGACAGCUCCAGCUGUCUCAAAGAUCGGAAGGUUUCAGGCAAAUUGAUUCGAAAAUGUGCUUUGGGUACCGAACUUGUCGACUGGCUGAUGAAUUUAUCGGUAAUCGUACAUACAAGAACACAGGCAGCUGGUAUGUGGCAAGCAAUACUCGAGGAAGGUGUUUUAAGUCACGUGAACAAAGAGCAACCGUUCAAAGAUAAGUGUUUCCUGUAUCGAUUCAAAGUGGAUGAGGAGGGUACAGGUUUGCAGCCAACAUCAGACGAACAGACGGCGGCAAAUGAACAUGUACGCGAAGCGUUAGGCACUCUUUUGCAUCGUGGCUCUGAUGCUACAUUGCGAAUGAUUUUACGAAAAACAUCUCAUGAGCGCACGCAAGAGGAACUCGAACUGGUAUUUGAAGAGCUACUUCAUAUUGCAGCCUUAUCACAUCUAUCAACAUCAAUAAAACGGGAAUUGGCAUCAAUUAUUGUGUUCGAGGCACAUGCCAAUGCGGGCACCAUUCUAUUUAAUCAGGGUGACGAAGGACGUUCAUGGUAUAUUUUACUAAAAGGAUCCGUUGACGUUGUAAUUCAUGGCAAAGGAACCGUCGCAACACUGAAAGAAGGCGAUGAUUUUGGUAAAUUGGCACUCAUUAACGAUGCUCCAAGAGCUGCCACAAUUGUACUGAAAGAAAAUAAUUGCCAUCUAUUGCGCGUCGAUAAGGAGCAUUUCAACCGAAUUUUGCGAGAUGUCGAAGCGAACACAUUGCGUCUACAGGAACAUGGAAAAGAUGUUUUGGUUUUAGAACGUGUUGCCAAACAACGUGGGUUUUCCUCCGCAUUUAAAUAUACGGUGAUGUCUGGAACACCACAAAAGAUGCUUGAACAUUUACUUGAAACUCGCUUAGGUGGACAAGUGGGACCAAACGAUCCAUUCCUGGAUGAUUUCAUAUUAACGCACAUUGUUUUUAUGCCCGUGCAGAUUCUAAUCAACGAAUUAGCCAAUUUAUUUCACAAUGGAGGCAAUGAUGAAAGUGAUUUAUCAGCAACGGCCGAAGACUCCGAGUAUACACUGACAAUGCGUAAGCGGGUAAUACAUUUUGUCCAGAAGUGGGUGACUGCCGUGCGACAAGCAGUUUUCGAAGAAGCAUUGACUGUUGGUUUUAUUGAGGAAUUGGCAAGCGUUGUUGAUGGCGAUCCCGAUUUACAGGAAGAAGCUGGCAUCAUGCAUCAUGUGCUAACACAACUAUUAAGAUAUCAGGACGAACGACAAGCACAAGCUGGACAAAAAUGGAAGCUACCGCCGAACGGUCAACCGAUUUGCUCGUUUUCUGGCAGCGAAAAGCAAAGUCGAACAGCGAUUCGACCUGAAGAUGACAUUAUAUUUCGAGUGUACUGUGCGGACCAUACAUAUUGUACAUUAAGAUUUCCAAUAAAUGCGACGACUGAAAUGAUAAAAGCAAGCGCCGCCGACAAAUUGCAAUUGAAUCGUCCGAACGAAGAUUUGGUGUUAGCUGAAGUUAAGUCGAACGGUGAACGUACCAUUUUCAAAGAUCAUGAUGUCAGCAUACCAACGGCAUUGUACUUAAAUGCUCGCAUUUUCGUUUCAUCCAAAGAUCAUAUCGAUGCGUUGACACCGUUGCCCGAGCAGGAGGAGAUCACCGAGGGUAUUCCAAUGGAAUUAGAGCAUCUGGGCACCAAAGAAUUAGCAUUCCAUAUUACACAAUUCGACUGGGAUUUAUUUUGGUCGGUGCAUGAAUACGAAUUGCUCUAUCAUACGUUCGGCAGACAUCAUUUUGGCAAGAUUACGGCCAAUUUGGACGUAUUCAUCAGACGCUUUAACGAAAUUCAGUAUUGGGUUGUCACGGAAAUCGUAUCACAAUCGAGCAUCACCAAACGCGUAUUGCUGAUAAGGAAAUUCAUUAAAUUAGCAGCUUACUGUAAGGAGUAUCAGAAUUUGAAUGCAUUUUUUGCGGUUGUCAUGGGUUUAUCGAAUAAUGCUUGCUCAAGGCUGACACAAAGCUGGGAUAAAGUACCGUCGAAAUUUAAAAAAUUAUUUAUGGAAUUCGAGGCGCUCAUCGAUCCAAGCCGAAACCAUCGGGCAUACAGGGCAUUCGUUGGAAAAUUGCAACCGCCAGUUAUUCCAUUUAUGCCGUUGCUGCUGAAGGAUAUGACCUUUGCGCACGAGGGUAACAAAACCAGUUUGGAUGGUUUAGUGAACUUUGAAAAGAUGCACAUGAUGGCGCAAACUAUGCGAACAAUUCGGUUUUGUCGAUCAAGGCAUUUGGUCCUGGACCCUCCGUCGCCGAAGAGUGAGGGCGAUAUUCGUUCGUACGUUGGCUGUUUCCGUGUGAUUGAAAACCAAAGACAAUUGACAAUAAUGUCACAGAAAAUCGAGCCUGGCCGAAGGCAAUGAAGUGAUUAAAACUGUUGCCGCACACCACCACCACCACCAACAUCAUCAUCACCAUACAACACCAUACCAGAAUGGUAAUUGCGCUUAUUGUCUGCCAGAUCUAAACCACUCAUUUUAUAUAUACAUGUAUAUGCGGCGCGCUAGCAACACACACUCGAUUUGGACCACUUUUCAAGUGGAUGAUAAUUCUGCAUUUCUCCCCUAGCUCUUUCUGUAUGUCUCUCUCUAUUUCACUUUUGCACGUUCCGUGUGUGUGUGUAUGGCCACACAUACAACUGGAUUCUGCACUCGGAAUAGACAUUCAAGUUAACCACAAAUGGAUUUGAGCUAAAAAUCUUAACAGAAUCCAUCCACUGAGAAUUAAAUCUAACAAAAUUGCGAAUUGCAACACUCUAAAUGCUAGGUAAUUAUUGAAUCCUUAACACAGAUGAUAAUCACACACACCACCAACAACAACAACAUGUAAGCUGUUUUGUAUAGCACGUCUUUUUCUCUCGACUUCUUUUUGUAAACACACUCGAAAUUGAAAUUAAGAUACAAAAUGCUCCACCAAUCUACCCAUUGAACAAGAACCUACACAUAAACACACAUUUUUACUUAAAAUUUAAAACGCAAUAAAUUGCAAGUCUUAUGAGAAUUUAAAAAAAAACAUUGAAAGAUAAAUAUAUAAAUAUAACAGAGUAAUAUAUACACAGAAGAAAUAAUACAACUAUUAACGUGUUGAAACCAUGUUUGACAAAGGAAACCAUUGGGGGAAUAAAAAUAGCAUCCUAGUCUCUGCAAUAAUAAGUUAUAGCAUCUAAUGCAUUUUAUCACUUCACAUACAUGUGUCGAACUGAUAUAUACUUGUUGUUACACAAUGGAAAAUAAUGAAACAACAGCAGCAACAACAACAAAAUGCUAACUGCAAAAGAGACAAGCAAACCUAGAGGAAAAAAAUCUGAACGAUUUAUAUGUAUAAUACAACAUACAGCAUACAGCAACAAAUAAAAAAAAAUGUAAUGUUAAAAAAUGAAUCUGAUGUGUGUCAAUGACAUAGCAAUUUUUAAGAAGUCCCGAGUAAGUUUAAGCACGUACAAAUAAUCGUAAAUAGGAAUUUAGAUAAAUGGUAACGGAAGCAAACUACGAAAUAAACAGAAGAAAAACAGAAAAGAACGCGUCUGAAUGGUAACGGAAUGAAAUGUCGCGAAUGUAAUGUGUAAUUCAGACGAAUUCAGAAGAUGAAGUUGUUGAUGUUUAUUUUUGUUCGUCUCAUUUUCAACAACAACAACAAAAUCAUCAGCAACAAUAACAAACAUUUUUCUAUUUCAUUAUUUGGUUGACUUUGUACGACAUUUUCAUCUCUCAAUGUAAUUGAAAUGAUUGUAAUGACAAUCAAAUAAGUAGUUUUAUAAUGCACUGCACAUAUAAAUCCAAGCUGAUUUCUUUUUCAUGCGAUAAGAGCAUUAAAUGUGCAUAUUUGUAGAUUCAACCGUUUUCCCUUGACGUUCCUCAUAUCUAUCCCCAAGUCCCAUCCCUUUUGGAUACGCAACAGCGUAUUUUCACUCUCCGCCUCAUACAGACGGCUAAUUGCAUAGUUUAUUCAAAUUCAAUAAAGUAUAGAGAAACCAAACCGUUCCGUGUCAAUGAUAUGGAAAAAAAAAUUGCGGAUUCGCAUACACACUCGUACAUUAUAUAUAUAAUGUACAACAACCGCUUCAACAGCCAAACGCGUUCGAAUUGAAUUUUAAAGAGAAGAAGAAAAAAAUAACAACAGCAUCGACUACGACAAAAACAUGAAAAUGAAGCUGGCAAAGAAAUCGCAUAAUUGGGACACUCAUUCAAAGUGGCUCCGAUUCUUUUCAGCCACUUGAACACUCUUUUUUCUCUUUCACUCCCUCCUUCCCUCUCAUUCUCUUUCUCACACUCUAUUUGAGAAGAAGAAAAAACAGAAAGUAUUUUUCAUACGUCUUUUAUAAAACUGUAUAUAAAAGAAAACUCCUUUUAUUUUCUAUUUUUAAGUAGUUAACUUAACCAUAGGUAUGACAUUUCCGCACGUACACACAGCAAACAUUUAAAAAAAAUUCGUUUUAGCUUUUUCCUUCGUUUCUCUUUGUUUUUUUUUUUCGUUCUUUCUCUGCAUAUUUUUCUCGCGAAUUUUUCCUCUUUCAUUUUUUUCAAGUUUUUUUUUAUGGUGUGUUCAUUAUUAUUUUACUGAAGAAAAUCUGUGAUGAAAAAUUGAUGAAAAGAAGAAGAAGAAAAAAACACACCCAUAUCAUACUGUACUGUAAACUGAAAGAGAUUUCCUUUUGUGAAUCUGAAAUGUGUAAAAGUGAAAAUGAUUAUAAAUGGAAUCGAAUUUUUUUUUUUUAAAUACAUAGCGAUUUAAUAAAAA